AAUGUUGGAGUGGAACUCUUAUUACUCAAAUGCAUGUUACGGGUGUGGUAAUUGGGGUCAUGGAUAUCCAUUGAUAAUUUGCAAAGGUUGUCGAGCAGUAUCAUUUUGUGAAAAAGACUUAAUAAAUUCACAACAUCAACAACUAUGUAAAAUUUUAACUGAAUUUAGAGGAAAUCAACCACAUUUUCUUAUGCAGCCAAAUGCAAAAGAAAUGACUCGAGAAAAAUGGACAAGUUUAAAAUCCAAUAUAAUGCUGAUAGUACAAUUAAAACUUGGUAGAAAAUUGGAAAAACAAGAAGAAGAAAUAUUUAAAUUUCCACGAAAAUGUGUAUCAUGUUUUGAGUGUAAUCCAGAUGAACUUGAAGAUUGUAAAAUAUGUCCAAGUACUAGUUUUUGUAAACAACAUAUUCAAGAUAAAGAACAUCAUGAUGAAAAAUGUAAAAAACUUCUUGAAUGUGUAUCAUCAGAUGUUUUUUUUUGUCCAAUGUUAAAACGAGAUAUGCCUGCUGCUAGACUUGAUUAUAGUAACAUGAAAUUACCUAAUGAUAUGGAGGAUUUUUUUAACGAUUGUGGACCUGAUAUUAUGCCAUUUCCUCACAGAGUUCAAGCAUCAGCAAAUGCUGAAAUUUAUACAAGACCAUUGACAUUAUUAUAUGCAAUGGAAAAAUUAAAUUUUAAUAAAAAUAAAACGUUAAUUGUUCAUGUUGUUGGAGCAAAUCUAGCUGAACUUGAGGAUCCAAGUUCUUUUGAAUUGUUAAUUCAUUAUCGACCACACAUAACUGAGUUAAAAAUUAUUUUUAUUGGUCCUGAAUUACCUAUGGAAAUUCCAGAAUAUUGGACACUUUGUGAUAGCUGUAAUCAUCAUCAAGUCAAGUUUAAAUUGACAAUGAUACCUUCAUUAUAUCAUGACUAUGCAAAGACUAAUAAUUUUAUUAAACCAGAUAUUAUUAUUGGCUACAAUCUUGGUAUUCACGAGUGUCUCGUAGCUGAUUCAUCAAAUGACACAUGGCCAUUAUCAAUCAAGACAAUUGCUGAUCAAACAUGUCCAUUUAUUUGCACUGGAUAUACUCAAGAUGAAGCUCAACAAGAUCAUGAAAAAAUAAUAAAAAUAACAGACAAAUUAUUGCCAUUUAUAUUUGAAAAAAAUCCAUUUUCAAGCCUCAGACAUUUUAGAGACUUUAUUACUGAAAAUUUUUUUUAUCAAAAUCAAUAUUUAUUGAUUUAUAAAAAUAAUAAUAUUAUGGAAGACUUGGUGUCAAUUGGAAAUCUUAAAAUAACUGAUGAUGAUUCAAUGAUGUGCAAUUAAAUAAAAAUUAAACAUAUAUACCUUG
Molecule: messenger RNA, 1331 nt
Organism: Aphidius gifuensis
Lineage: Eukaryota; Metazoa; Arthropoda; Insecta; Hymenoptera; Braconidae
Exons: 1
Coding region: 2-1306 (434 amino acids)
Cellular component (GO): extrinsic component of mitochondrial inner membrane
Source: RefSeq, a predicted model, not a curated record